Messenger RNA from Morchella sextelata, 1353 nucleotides. RefSeq lists its product as uncharacterized. NCBI's taxonomy places the organism in Eukaryota, Fungi, Ascomycota, Pezizomycetes, Pezizales, Morchellaceae. Gene Ontology annotation, cellular component: nucleus; cytoplasm. The transcript has a single exon. The coding region runs from base 1 to 1353 and encodes 450 amino acids. The record is from RefSeq and is a predicted model, not a curated record. Gene Ontology annotation, molecular function: protein binding.
AUGCAGUCCUCAGUUCAGAUGUCCCCCAGGAAUAUCGUCAUCACGCUCCCCACAGAGGUUAUCCAACACCUCGCCAGGCACGAUGACGAAGUCGAGGAACAAGCCACUCUGGCCCACACGUGCGCAUCUUUGCGUUCGAUCCUCCUCCCGCGGACCAGCCCCAUCGUCUCUGCCUACGUGACGAUCCGGUCCCUCGAGUUCAAUAACAUCUUCCUGGUCCUCAAUCAGUUCGGCGUUGAGAACUUUAGCAAUGGACUUAAGUAUGCCGGCCACGCCGAGAUGGCUUGCUGGUUCCCUCCGCCGCCUACCUAUGCGGCGACACUCCCCUGGGAGUUCCCGACAGAGACCUACGCGAUUGUCAAGCUGAUCGUCCAGAAUGAUCGCGCGGUCUAUAACCUGGCACGUAAGUAUCUCACUCCUGGUCACGAAAGUAUACUUGCUGCCCUGAAGGCCACUGUCAAUAUCGAUAGCUGGACCGCCGCCGAGGAUCUGCUUGAGUUCGCGACUGAGGAACAGUUCAUGGAGGCAUUCACGUAUGCUUGCCUCUUUCUGAACACGAACAUGGCCAUCGAGUUCCUCGAUCUGGUCGACAGCGACCACUGGGAGGAUCUCACCACACCCCUGAUCGAGUGCGCAAUCACUACGUUCAACGGGCCCAUGGUCGACCUCCUGAUCGAUGGGGAUGCUGACAUUCAUGAUAAGUUCCAGUACAGUAUCGAUGAGGCCAACUCAACGUUCCCCCUCUCUUGGCUUGCGAAAUGGGGCUUUGGUAACUAUUACGGACAUGCCCACUUUGUUAGCAUCUGGAACAGAUUGAUCUCGCGUCGCGCGGACGUUCAUACGACUGAUCUUGAUGGCCGCACUGUCCUCCACCACCUUGCAAGACACGGAGCUCAUCGCCGCCGCAACCGCAAGAACACCUCCGCAUUCAAUCCUCAGAUGAUCCCGAUCGGUGAAGCAUAUAAAUCGAUGAUCCGCAGUGUCACUGAGUGCGAGCGCAAUGCGAAUAAUCAAUGGGUUGGAACUGAUCUCGAUGUGCAAGACUGCUAUGGCAGAACUGCCUUGCACUAUGCGAUUCAGUUUCACGAACCCAUCAUGGUCCAGAUCUUGCUUGAGAAAGGUGCGGACUGCAAUAUUGUAGAUGAGGAGAACUUCAACGCUUGGGAGAUCGAGAGCUGGAACGGGGACGAGAGGUGCAGAUUUUUGGCGAAAGAUGCUUAUGUGAAGGCUUUGGAACAGCAGGGAUUGGGCUCUCUUACGGCGGAAAGGGAGAGAAGGAUCAACAAGGCUGCGGCAGAGAUGUGGGCGAAGUUUUCGAUGGAAUUGCAGGGACUUGAGAUUGAGGAAGUUUGA